Molecule: messenger RNA, 702 nt
Organism: Naegleria gruberi
Lineage: Eukaryota; Heterolobosea; Eutetramitea; Acrasida; Naegleriidae
Exons: 1
Coding region: 1-702 (233 amino acids)
Source: RefSeq, a predicted model, not a curated record
AUGCAUCGCUACGUUCUACUCUUGAGAGGAAUCAAUGUCGGAGGAAGUAAAUCCAUCAAAAUGGCUGAUUUGAAAAAGACGCUGAGUAAUAUUAAAUUUAAGCCUUCUGAUGAUAAUAAUAAGUCAUCAUCAAAUAAUUCAUCAAAUACUUCAUCAUUGAAUAAUUCUAAUAAUUCUGAUGAUUCUGCUGGUGCGGUUGAUAAUAUUCAAAAAUUGCAAAAUAUUAAAAGUUAUUUAGCGAGUGGCAAUGUAAUUUUCGAUUUGAAUUUAAAAUUGCUUUCCAAUGAUGAGAGAAGACUGGAGGAGGAAAUUACCAAUAUUCUGAUGAAGGAAUUUACCUUUGAUGUACCAGUAAUGAUUAGACAUGCCACAGAAUUUCAUCAAAUUAUUGCCAAUAAUCCAUUCUACUCGGUGAAGGAGAAGAAGAUUGAUGAUUUGUACAUUUGCCUGUUGAUUUCAAAACCACAAGGUGAAUUGGUGGAGAACAUGAUGAAGGAUAAUAAGGAUUCCUAUUCACCUGAUGAAUUUGAAAUUGUGGAUUCAACAGAUGCUGCUGAUGCUACUUGUUGCAUUUACCUUCGAUUGAAAAGUGGUGCUGCAAAAACUAAAUUGACCAAUAACAUGUUGGAGAAAAAGUUCAAAGUGAAUGCAACAAGUAGGAACUGGAAAACAAUGUUGGAAUUGAAGAAGUUACUACAGUAA